AAGUGUAGUUUCGGCUGAGGGGCUGAGGAGGAGGAGGCUCGGAGGCAGGCGCGCGGCGGGCAGGCCUGGAGGGGGCGGGUCCUCGCGGUCUUCUGAGCUACCCGCGGGGCCUGAGGAGAGCGAGGUCACCGAGUGAAGGUGUGCCCGCUACCGCCGCGCCCUCCGUUUCUGCGAGCUGCGAACUCUGGGAGCAGCCAUGGCCUACUGCCGGCAGGAAGGGAAGGAUCGAAUCAUAUUUGUGACCAAAGAAGAUCAUGAAACUCCCAGUAGUGCAGAGCUGGUGGCUGAUGACCCCAAUGAUCCGUAUGAAGAGCACGGAUUGAUACUGCCAAAUGGAGACAUUAACUGGAAUUGCCCGUGCCUUGGAGGAAUGGCCAGCGGCCCCUGUGGGGAACAGUUCAAAUCUGCCUUUUCCUGCUUCCACUACAGCACGGAAGAAAUCAAGGGGUCAGACUGUGUAGACCAGUUCCGCGCCAUGCAGGAAUGCAUGCAGAAAUACCCAGAUCUCUAUCCCCAAGAUGACGACGAGGAAGAGGAGGAGAAGCCAUCGGAACAGGCAAAGGAAGCAGCUUUCACUGAGGCCUCUGCAGCCACAGAGCAGGGCUCAAGCUCCUGAAGGCCACUGAUCCCAGCUGCCGCUGGUCCACUCAGAGCCACAGGACCUUUUGCACAAUGCCUUUCAGUUGCCCUCUGUGAAAGUGUCUUUCCCUCUGUUGUUGUGUGCACUGUAACGUACAAAAUAACUUAUUUUUGUGAUCAGGGGUCUUGGCUCCUUGCCAUAUACACUGAAGAGGGGAUGUGUACGAGUCCUUCAUAAACCUAUCUGUGAAUGUAGUGCCACUGCUGAAUUGUCUUCUCUUGAUUGCCCUGGAUUUUGACACUUUGAAAUAAUGUGCGGAAUACUCUCAGCAACCAAAAAUUGUUAUUCAGGAGUUUCCUGUGAGUAAGUUGAUUUAUUCUGAUUCAUUGUGUCCCUUUUCAUAGAUUUUUAUGCCUCUUUGGGAAAUUAAGAAUGCUGGAGUGGGGCCAUUCCUUAUAGAAGAGGCCAAGGGCCAGAUUCUCACCAAGGAGUUCCCUGGGACUACUGUACUUCAUUCCUGCCAGGCUUGGUUUCCGUGCUUGCAGUGUGCUCCAGGCUCUAGGAUGCUCACUGGGAGCCUGUGACUGCCCAGUCCCUUCCUAGGUGAAAGGAGAAGCUGGUUUUGCUGUUCAUUGUUCUACUGUUCUGAAAGCCUUGGUUUGGGCCCAUGUUCACUCAGGCUCAGUGUAGUCAGCUGUAACAUUCUGGAGAGUUGGGGACCUGACUGUUGCCAGAGCAGCAAUCAAGAGAGGAUGUGGUCUGAAGUACUUAAUUAAAAGGAAAUGUGAUUUCUACCAGA
Nannospalax galili (Upper Galilee mountains blind mole rat) is the source of this 1379-nucleotide messenger RNA. RefSeq names its product coiled-coil-helix-coiled-coil-helix domain containing 4 (gene Chchd4). Gene Ontology annotation, biological process: protein import into mitochondrial intermembrane space. The coding region runs from base 197 to 616 and encodes 139 amino acids. The transcript has 3 exons. Gene Ontology annotation, cellular component: mitochondrial intermembrane space. Lineage: Eukaryota; Metazoa; Chordata; Mammalia; Rodentia; Spalacidae. Gene Ontology annotation, molecular function: protein-disulfide reductase activity. The record is from RefSeq and is a predicted model, not a curated record.